AUGGCGAACAUGGACUGGAUUGAAUCUAGUGACAGGGUUCGGAUUCGCAGCAUUUCGCAGCGAGACAAGCUUGAAAUCGGCACAUUGCGUGUUGAGGCCUUGGUCCUCCAGACCUUGGUGAGGGAGUCAUUGGAUCGGUGGUUUCUCAAGACAAAGAGGGACGGGGAAGCCGAGUUGGGUGGUGCCCAGGAGAUCUUUCUGACUUCGGUGUGGCCAGUGCUGGCGAGCGCCAUCCCAGAGAGUCUGGGCCAAGCUUUCGUGCAGAGUCCGAGGAGGGUUGGGCAGCUCCGGCACAGCUGGAACAUCCGCGGCCGCUGCCUAGUACCACUCGAGGACGGGGAGCGGUGCGAGACCGACCAGGUGAGCAUUGUAUUUCAAGACGUCACGGCAACAGCCAUCUUGCCAAAGCCCCUGGCAGAGAAGUAUCUUGUGAGCCAGAACUGCUCCAAGUCCUGUGAGGCGAUGCCGCGGCUGCAUUCCUACGUUAUGUCCUCGGAG
Molecule: messenger RNA, 498 nt
Organism: Symbiodinium necroappetens
Lineage: Eukaryota; Dinophyceae; Suessiales; Symbiodiniaceae
Source: the annotation of a GenBank genome assembly